Molecule: messenger RNA, 7851 nt
Organism: Plasmodium gaboni
Lineage: Eukaryota; Apicomplexa; Aconoidasida; Haemosporida; Plasmodiidae
Product: Cg2 protein
Exons: 1
Coding region: 1-7851 (2616 amino acids)
Biological process (GO): regulation of transcription by RNA polymerase II
Cellular component (GO): mediator complex
Molecular function (GO): transcription coregulator activity
Source: RefSeq, a predicted model, not a curated record
AUGAUGGAAAGUGAUGAGCAUGAUGAAUAUAAGGAUUACAAAUGCAUAAGUUAUGGUCUUCUUUUAAAAAAGAUAGCUAAGAGAUCUAUCAAUGAUUGGUUUUUUUUUUGUGAGAGAGUUGAUAAUGAUAGUGGAGAAAAUUAUGAUUAUUUACGAAGUGCAUUAAUACAAUAUUGUAGACAUAUGAGAGAAUGUUUUUUAAAAAUAUUAGAAAUAGAUAAAUAUCGAGAACGUAAUAAAGAAAUUAAUGAUUUAAUUAAAUAUAUACUUGAGAGUAAACAAACAUAUGAAGAAUUCAAAACAAAAUAUCAAUAUGAUUUAUAUAUGACAAAAUUAAAAACAAUUCCAUUACAAAUAAAUGAAAAUAAUAUAUUAUGUGCUAUAGAUAUAUUAUCAACAAAAAGAUAUACUAGAUUUCCUUUAUUAUUUAAAGAAAUAUUAAAAAAUCCGAAUGAAUGUUUUUUACCUAAUUUAAAUAAAUAUCAAAUGAAUAUUUUGAAAAAAAGAAUAAUAGAUGAAUUCUUAAUUAAUUAUUAUAUAUCUAAAAUACCAAAAAAAAAAGUAGAUUUUAUUUUUUCACAUGGUAUAUUAGAUUUAGAAAUAAUAAAUGAAGUUAGGAUAUCUCUUAUUAGUGACUUUUUAAAUGUGAAAAUAUUAAAUGUAGACAUAUUAUUUCUACACACUAUGAAUCUGAGUGAAUCUCACAAUCUUAUAUUAAGCAACCUAAUAAAUUAUCAUCUGCUUCAAAAACAGCAACAGUGUUAUAGUAACUAUAUAACUUCUAAAGAACAAAUGAAUGAAAAAGAGGAUAUAUCAACAGGUCGCAUGGAACACAUCGAAGGAGCAAAAAAUUUUGAGGGUUAUCUAUCUCCAUGGGGCGACAAGAUUGAAAAGGACCAAAAUGGUGGUGAUAAUAAAGAUAAUGUUGGUGAUAAAAUGGGUGAUAAUAAAGAUAAUGUUGGUGAUAAAAUGGGUGAUAAUAAAGAUAAUGUUGGUGAUAAAAUGAGUGAUAAUAAAGAUAAUGUUGGUGAUAAAAUGAGUGAUAAUAAAUAUAAUGGUGAUGAUAAUUCACAUUAUAGUGAUAAUUCACUUUAUAGUGAUAAUUCACUUUAUAGUGAUAAUUCACAUUAUAGUAAUAAUCCACAUAGUAGUAAUAAAUCUCAUGAGGGUGAUGAUAAAACUUAUGAAUUAAAUAAUUUUAUAGAUUAUAUACUUAAAAAAGAAAAAAAGAAAGAAAGAUGUCAUCAUGAAAAAAAUAAUAGUAUUGAAAAAUAUUAUGUAAAAAAUGUAAGUACAAAAAAAGCACAACUACAACUUAGUGAUAUUUUUUAUGAAAUAUAUAAGCUUAGUCAUUUUUAUUGUAGUAUUCAAAUAUUAGAAUUUUAUAAAGGUUGUAUAAAUCAAUAUAAUUCUUAUAAUUAUAAAAAAAAGAAAUUUCAAUUAUAUAAAGUAUUUAAAAAUAAUAAUAUUGAAUACACACCUUCUUGUUAUAAUUACACAUUAAAUGAUAAUGAUGUUUUUUUACAUUUGGAUAUACAAUUAUAUGACAUUGAUUUAACAGAUUCUAUUAUAUAUACAUAUUUUAAGAAAAGAAAAAAUAAUACACCAAUUUUUAUAAAUGAAAUGAAUAAAAAUAAAAUUAUUUUAAAAUUUAUAUUAAAUAAUUUAAAUGGAAAUAUUCAAGUUUUUAUGUGGCCAUUUAGUUAUUUUUCUAAUAAAAAUGAAAAAAAUAAAAAAAAUAAAAAAAAUAAAAAAAAUGAAAAAAAUGAAAAAAAUGAAAAAAAUAAUAAAAAUGAAAAAAAUGAAAAAAAUAUUAUUUUUAAAAAUAUUUUAUCAUAUUACGAAUAUGUAAUAUGUUUUUAUAUGAAGAAAAAAAUUAAAAAUAUUUUAUCUUAUAAUCCUUAUUAUAUUCAUAUAGAAAAUUGGUAUAACAAAAUUGGUUAUUGCAUUGUAUUCUUUUUAUUUUCUAUACUGAAAAUAUUUUCUACUUGUCAUGAUGAUACGACUCUACUUUUAUCUAGGAAGCACAUAUAUUAUUUAAAGGAUUCCUUAGAAAAAAGUGAGUAUUCAUAUAAGACAGGUGUAAUAAAUAUACAUGAUUUAUUGUUAGAUUAUUUUUUUGACUUACAUUUUAUAAAGGAGGAGUUGAAAUGUCAAGAUAUACAUGGAAAUAUUCAAAUUAAAGAAAUAGAUGACCAUAGUAAUUAUCAAGAAAAUAAUAAUAUAUUAAACUUUUUAACAUUAAUUAAUUUGAAGAAAGAAAAUGAAAACUCAUAUAUAUUAAGAUAUAUAUUUUAUAAUCAAAAGAUUGAUUUAUUUAUAAAUAUGAUAAAAGAAAAGUUAGUAUUUAAAUGUCACUGGGAUAGUGAUAUAUUUAUAAAUAUGAUUAGUUUAUCUUAUAAUUUAAAAUUGAUUAUAUAUAUAUUAUAUUUAUUGAAAUAUUAUUCUUCAUAUAUUUAUUUAUACAAAAUUUUAAAAGAACGAUUUCAAGUAAGACCUGGUAAAAUGGAAAAUUUUACUUUUAAUAAAAAGGAUUUAUAUCCAAAUAUUUUUUUUCACAAAUUAAUGUUAUAUUAUUUUUUAAAGAAAUCGGACUAUUCAUCUAAUCUAGUACUAACAAAAUUUUUGGAGCAAUUUUUUUCUUAUAUUGAUUUUUAUUUUUAUAUUUAUUCGGGUGAGCAAACUAAUUUGGAGGCACAACUAAAAAGGGAAUUGGAAAGGGGGAAAAAAAUAAAUAAUGUGAAAAAGGUGGAUGAUAAUAUGAAUAGAUAUGAUGAUAAUAUGAAUAAACAUACAAAUCAUUUGAAUGACAAAGAUAAUUAUAAUAAUAAAGACAUCUUUAUAGAAAACACCAUAGGUGAUAAACAGAAUUUCUCUUAUAGAAAAAAUUUUGUAUCCAUCUUUUAUUAUACUUUAUAUAUAAAUAAAAAUACACCCAUACUAUUAUGCAUAUUAAUAGAAAGAGGCUAUAUAUUUUGCUCUUAUAUUAUUAUAACAUUUGAAAAUAUGAAAAAAGAAAAUAUAGAAAAAGAAAAUAGAGGAGGUACAUAUGAAGAAGAUAUGAAUAAGACAUUUAAAAAAAAUAAUAGUUUUAUAAUACCCUUAAUUCAUAAAAAAUAUAUUCUUUCCUCAGACAUGCAUUUAUAUUUUGAUAGUUUGAAAGAUUUGAUUGAUAAUUAUUCUAAUAUGUUUAUUAAUUUAUAUAAUAUAUUAAAAGUUAAUUUUUUCUGUCCCUUAUUUUCUGAUGCCUUUGAUUUUUCUACUCAUAUAAUGAUAAAUAGAAAGGACAAAAGAAGAAAUGAUGAAAUGAAGAAUGUGAGAGGAACUAAUAUGAAAAGGGAUGAACAAAAAGGAUAUAUAGACAAUAUUAUUCAUAAUAAUAAUAGUAAUAAUAAUAGUAAUAGUAAUAAUAAUAGUAAUAGUAAUAGUAAUAAUAAUACACCUUGUUAUAUGUACCAAUUUUUUGGUGAACAUAAUUAUAUUAAUUUCAUAAGGCAAAAGAAAAAAUGUGCCCUAGAUUUACAAUAUUAUAUAAAUAAAAAGAAAAAUAAAAAUUGUUAUGAAUAUCCAGAAAAUUAUAUUAAUAAUUAUAUGCUACAUUUAUAUACAUUAUUCAAUAAAUCAUAUGCUAUGAAUAAUGAUUACAACAUGAACAAGCAAGAUAACAAUAAUAAAUUAAAUUACCUUUUAAUAAAAAUGGAUAGUACUGGUUCUCUUUUUUUUAAAAUGCCAAUAAAAGAAAAAAGAUAUAUGAAAAUAAAUAAUUUGGAUGUGAUAAAAAAUAGGGAGUUAUUCAUAUAUCAUAAAUGUUUAGUUAUAAAUAUGAAACUGGAAAAAAAAACAAAAAAAAAAAAUAAAUGUAACAAUGAAAUACAAAAUGAUCAUAAUGGUAGUAUAAAUUCAGCAUGCAUAGUACAAGAAAAUAAAUUAAUAAAAAAUGAAGAUCAAAUAAAUCACAUUAAAGAUAUAAAUGUGAUGAAUAAAGAUUUAUGUUGUAAUAUAGUUAGUGAUGAAAAAGAUGAAGAACAUAUAUCAAAUAAUAUAACAACUUCGAAUGAAAAUAAAAUAAAUAAUUGGGUUUUAAUUAAAAAAAUGUAUAUAUUAUUAAAUGAUGAAUGUAAUAAGUUCAAUAUCUUAACUAUAUUUUCAUGUAUCAUAAAAAGUUGUUAUGCUUUAUAUUUUUCAAACGAGCUUUAUUAUUUAGAAAAUAAAAUAAUGCCUUCAAUUUUUGUUGUAAGAAAUAGUAAUAUAUAUAAUAUUGAUAUUACAUAUCAUUGUAAUUAUAAUAAAGAUAUAACAUGCUUUAUAAGUUUAAAUUUUUUGAAUAAUGAUUAUUAUUAUGAUGAUGAUGAUAAUAUAAAAAAUGAAUUAUAUAAAAACAAUAAUAAUAUUAUAGAAAAAGAAGAAAUAUUAAAUAAUAGUCAUAAUACAUUUAAAAGAAAUAGUAUAAAUGAUAUGAGAACAUUUACUACAUUUAAUGAUAUAUUAAAGAAAUUAUUAUUUAUUGAUAUAUCUGUUAAGAAUCCAAUUAAUUGUUUAAACAACAUUUAUAUUAAAGAAAAAAAUAAUUUAUAUCUAUAUUUAGAAAAAAAAAAAAGUAUAUUUAAUUUAUUAAAAUUAAUAUGUUUUACAUAUGAAUUUCAUCAUUAUUUUUAUAUUUUAAUAAAUAAAACAAAUGAACAUUUAAGAAAUAUACAUUUCUUAAAUAUUAUAGAUCCGUCUAUCCUAUUUGAUAUUCAAUAUGAAAAUCUAUUUACAAUAAAUUUGAUAUGUAAAGAUAUAUAUAUAUAUAAUAGUAAUUUAUCUUUUUAUAUUUUAUUACAUCCUGAAUAUUAUUCUAAAAUUCUAAUCAUACCGCAUUUAAUAACUUAUUAUAAUAAAAAUCAUAGGAAUGAACUGAGCAUCAUCAAAAAAAAAAAUUAUUUUUUUAAAAAUUUUAAAUGUCAUGAUUUAUUCAAAAAUAAACAACAAAAUUAUAAUGAUUCAUUUGUCAACAUAAAAAGGGAUGGAGAAAUAAUACAAGAAAAUUUAUCAUCAGCUCGUUCAGUUCAUAUAGAUCCCUUAUUGAAUAAUCAAAAUGUAUGUAUUGAUAAUAUGGAUGAAGAAGAUUUAUUUAUUUAUUUAUUUUUAAACUAUUGUAAUUUAAUAAAUUUUAAUAUAACCAAUACUAAUUUGUCACAAGAUUGUCAUGAUAACAUAUCAGAUUUAAAUAAAACAAAAAAUAAAAAUGAAGAAUAUUUUUGUUCUUCUCCACCUACAAAGGUCCUUACUACUAAAAUUGAUGAGGUAUUAUUAUUUUCAUCAAAUUAUUUGAACGAUUUUGAAGAAUAUGAGAUAUUUAUAUCAAAUAUAAAAUAUUUAUUAAAAAUAAAAAAUAAGAUAAUAUCAUCAGAACUAUUUUUUUUCUCUCCAUAUUUUCUUCCAACCAUAUUAUAUAAUCUAUUUGAAUUUUUAAGGACAUUCGGAGUGUGGCUAACAUUAAUAUGUAGACUAAAAAAUGAUUACACAGAUAUUAAAUUAAGACGUGAUAAAAAUAUAAGUAAUAUAUUUCAAUAUAUCACAGCUAGGAAGAAUAAGAACCCUUGUGAUCAUGAACCCAAUCCUGGAGAAACAAAUAUGAAUACAGAUUAUAAUGAUAAUGAUAAUAAUAAUAAUAAUAAUAAUAAUGAUACAAUAAAAAAAGAAGCAAGUGAUAAUCAGAAUGAUCAUAUUUAUAUACAUUUAAUAUGGAAUAUAUAUAAUGUUAGAACGUUAUACAUAGAAAGAUUAAAAAAUGAUAGAAAGAUAAAUAAUGCCAAGAGGAAUUAUGAAACCUUUCAUAGUAAUAUCAAUGAAAUAUUUAAUGAUAAUACUAAUUGUCAAAAUAGAAAUGUAGAAGAUAAUAAAGAGGAAACUAUAGAAGAUAUUAUGAAAUAUAAAAAAUUAAAAACAAAUGAAGAUGAUCAAAAGGUUGAUAAUAUAUGUAUACAAGUAACAGAUAAUAAUAUAAUGCAGAUAAAUGAAGAAAAAAAAAAACAAAAAACAAAAAAUAAAGAAUAUACACCAAAUGAAGAACAAGAUAAUAUAAAUUUAAUAAAUCAGAAUGACAAUAUGUAUAUAUAUUCAUUGAUAAAUAAUACACUCAUUUUGAAUAACAUAGAUAUAAAAAAAUGGAAAUAUCUUAUAAAUUCUUAUUGUUUUAAUAAUUUUAUAAUGUUUUUACAAACAACACAAAAUAAAUAUUUGAUUCAUAAAAGUUUGAUAAAAAAAGCAUUUUUUUUAAGAAGUUUAAAAUUUGAUGAUUUCAAUGAUAUAAAAUCUUAUUAUAACAAGGUAAAGAAAAUUAAUUAUUGUGAUAAGAAUUAUAAGAAUGAUAAAGUGGAUAUGCCACAACAGUAUAUACAAUAUAUUAAAGAGGAUCAAAAGGAAAAGGAACUUAUAAAUUUUGAUCAUAUUAUUAAUUAUAUGACUAAUAAUAUAUGGAAAUCUCAAAUACAUUAUUUGUCUCAUGGAAUUACCUUAUACUUUGAAAAUGUGGGCGAGGAGGUUGAUGAGGACGAUACUUGGUUUUAUUGUCUUCAAAAAAAAAAAAAAAAAAAUACUGAUAUGAAUAAAAAUAUAGAUGACAAUAAAAAUAUAGAUGACAAUAAAAAUAUAGAUGACAAUAAAAAUAUAGAUGACAAUAAAAAUAUAGAUGACAAUAAAAAUAUAGAUGACAAUAAAAAUAUAGAUGACAAUAAAAAUAUAGAUAACAAUAAAAAUAUAGAUAACAAUAAAAAUAUUUAUAACCAUCAAAAUAUUUAUAACCAUCAAAGUAAUGAUGAUGGUGGGGAGUGUUCAUCAAAAUUUUUCAUCUUAUAUAAUGAUAAUAUUUUAAAAGAAAAGUGUGAAAUAAAUUGCUCAUUAAAUAUAAUAUAUAAAUAUGUGAGAAUAUGGUUAUUAAGAUUAAAGUUACAAGACGUUGAUGUUUUUUUUUAUAUAAUGAAUGAAAUAAUUAAUGAUAAAAAAAAGAUUUGUGAAUUUUCUUCAUUAGUUUUUAAUUCUGUUUUAUCUUAUUAUGAACAUUUAUAUUUUUGGCUAUCAACUAAUACAGAUGUUUUGUGUUCCCCUUUUAUAGAGACACAAUUUAGUAUGAGAGAAGAGAAAGAUAUCAUACAUGAUAAUAUAAAUAAUGUUGAAAAAUCAGAUUUGUUUUUAAAAAAUAAAAAAAAAAAAGAAAUAAAAAAUAAUGAUAAGAAAUUUCUUGAAAUAAAUAUUCCAUUAAUAAUAAAAGAAAAAGUUGAUGAAAAAAAUAUUCAUAUGGAGAAUAUAUUAAAAUAUAAUAAUAAUGAUUUAAAAAUAAUAUAUAAUGAUAUGAAUAAUUCAAUGGAUAUAUUAUUAAAUAAUGAAGAUGAUAAAGAAAAUAUAAAUAAUUAUAUAAAUAAUAAUAUGAAAAAUUUGAAUGAUAAUUCAAAUUAUAAAAAUAAAGAUAUAAAUUCAAAUAUGUUAAAUAGUUUAAAUUAUUCUACUAUUAAUUAUAAUAAUAUUAAAAUUAAUUAUAAAAUAUGGAGAUAUAUGCCUAGCCCAUUCAAAAUAAUAUCAUAUAAUAAAAAUAAAUUAGAUAUAUUAAAUAAAAAUAAUGAUCAUAUCAUUUUAAGUUUUCAAAUUUCUUCUUUACCUGUAAAAAAUUUAAAAGAUGUAUAUAUAAAUAAUGAGCCAUUUAUUAAAUUCCUUGUAACGAAUAAUAUUGAUUUAAAUAUAGCUCAUGAAAGAGUUAUGAAUAUUUUACAAACAUAUAAUUUAAAACCAAACUAUUCAUUAGUAGCUACACAAACUAUUCUCCACAUUUCAACAUUUGAAUUAUUGCUCAAGGCUAAUCAAAAAAAGGAAUGA